Messenger RNA from Nicotiana tabacum (common tobacco), 1215 nucleotides. The record is from RefSeq and is a predicted model, not a curated record. Lineage: Eukaryota; Viridiplantae; Streptophyta; Magnoliopsida; Solanales; Solanaceae.
AACUCAACUGGGCCCAAUUCUUUGGGGGCCAAUUUCAAUUACGGCAAUCUUCUCCGGCCAAGUCCACACCAAUUUCCCCUUUGCUGCAAAGUAGCUCCUCUUCCCUUCUCCUGCGAUAUCCGACUCGUAAGCCCUCUUCUCUCUCUAUCUCAUUUGGUUUUGGUGAAUUACAUGAUGAAUGCUGCAGCAUCAUUGUUUAGGAGGUUAAAUAUCAGAGAGCUGGUAACAGGCACACCUGCUUACAAUACUGCUAGUGAUAUUUCCGGAGAUGGAUUGAGCUUGAUGUUUAGGAGGUGGGCUACCAAAAAGACAGCAGGGUCUACAAAGAAUGGCCGUGAUUCAAAACCGAAGAAUCUAGGCGUGAAGAAAUUUGGUGGAGAGAGAGUGAUACCUGGAAAUAUUAUUGUUCGUCAAAGGGGAACCCGAUUUCAUCCUGGAAACUAUGUUGGAAUUGGGAAGGAUCACACGCUUUAUGCUUUGAAAGAAGGGUGUGUUAAGUUUGAGCACCACAAGCUGAGUGGGCGCAAAUGGGUGCAUGUUGAGCCUAAGGAUGGUCAUGUGCUUCACCCGGUUUACUCAAGCACUACCACUGCUGAGCUGAAGACAGCUACUUAAAUUUCUCUUAUUUGUCAACUGUUUGAGUGAUUCAUGGAUUAUAGAUCUAACAAAAUAAGCCACUAAAAAGGCUGUCUAGUUUUGUAUCUUCUUUAGGUCUCUAGAUUUAAAGCAAAUAAUUUGAAGCGUAGUCCGUGAAAUGAUGUUCUGGCUCAAUUUUUUGAUAAAAUAUAUUGUGUUGGUGGAAGCUUUGUAUGGAUGCGCUUAAUAGCUUUUGGGUUUUCCAUUCUGAGCAUCAUAAACUUGCUGAAACAUUGACAUGGAUUCAAGUGAUGAGACCACAAACACAUUGUCGAUGCCUCUACCUGAAAAUAUCUUUGAUAAAGGUAAGCAGGUAAGAGCUCAUUGUUUGGUCAAGGCAGUUCUAUGAAGCUAAGAAACUAUCAAGGUGGGAGUGAAGCUGCCAACGUGAAUAUGGCGUUUGGGAUAAAUUAUAAUAUUGCCAAUAAGCCUUUUGAAAGGAGGUUAUUUUCUGACACUACAAUCUACAAUUAGGCUUUUAUUUUGCUUUGUAGAGCUGCUAGUUAGAUAUUAGGCUGCAGAGAUACUCACACCUUGGGCUGUUGAUAUUUGCCAAUUAUGUGAACCUUAAGCUGGUGA